Mya arenaria is the source of this 963-nucleotide messenger RNA. RefSeq lists its product as uncharacterized. The coding region runs from base 1 to 963 and encodes 320 amino acids. The transcript has 2 exons. NCBI's taxonomy places the organism in Eukaryota, Metazoa, Mollusca, Bivalvia, Myida, Myidae. The record is from RefSeq and is a predicted model, not a curated record.
AUGGAGAGAAGGGACGGUGGCGAAGAUGCGAUAACACGAAGGCAAAGACGCGAAAGUACAAAUGCGAGGGAGCGAAGGGUGGGUGGCGAAGAUGCGAUAACACGAAGGCAAAGACGCGAAGGUACAAAUGCGAGGGAGAAAAGGGACGGUGGCGAAGAUGCGAUAACACGAAGGCAAAGACGCGAAAGUACAAAUGCGAGGGAGCGAAGGGAGGGUGGCGAAGAUGCGAUAACACGAAGGCAAAGACGCGAAAGUACAAAUGCGAUGGAGAGAAGGGACGGUGGCGAAGAUGCGAUAACACGAAGGCAAAGACGCGAAGGUACAAAUGCGAGGGAGCGAAGGGAGGGUGGCGAAGAUGCGAUAACACGAAGGCAAAGACGCGAAAGUACAAAUGCGAGGGAGCGAAGGGACGGUGGCGAAGAUGCGAUAACACGAAGGCAAAGACGCGAAGGUACAAAUUCGAGGGAGCAAAGGGACGGUGGCGAAGAUGCGAUAACACGAAGGCAAAGACGCGAAGGUACAAAUGCGAGGGAGCAAAGGGAUGGUGACGAAGAUGCGAUAACACGAAGGCAAAGACGCGAAAGUACAAAUGCGAUGGAGAGAAGGGACGGUGGCGAAGAUGCGAUAACACGAAGGCAAAGACGCGAAAGUACAAAUGCGAGGGAGCAAAGGGACGGUGGCGAAGAUGCGUUAGCUCGAAGGCAAAGACGCGAAAGUACAAAUGCGAGGGAGCGAAGGGACGGUGGCGAAGAUGCGAUAGCACGAAGGCAAAGACGCGAAAGUACAAAUGCGAGGGAGCGAAGGGACGGUGGCGAAAGUGCAAUAACACGAAGGCAAAGACGCGAAAGUACAAAAGUACGGAGUCGACGGAGCGAAGUUGACCGAGAGGACAACUUUCUCGCCCACUGUUGCCCCCCUCCCCCUCCUCCAAAUGGCCGGGAGGACAACUUUCUCGCAUACUGA